ACAAUGGGCGAGUUGCGUAAAUAAACAAAGAAUUUUUAAUUUCGCUAAACAAUUAAUAAAUGAAUAAAUCGAGAUAGUUUUGGUAAAAAAAUUAUUUAUUUUUACGUACAUAUAACUACAAAUAAACUUAUUGAGCUAAGGAUAGAAAUAUAAAAUAAUUUUUAAAAUGUCUGCGAGAAACCCUACAACAUUGAUGGCAGUAAAUGAUGAACAAUUUGAUUUUUUAUUUAAAGUUGUAUUAAUUGGUGAUUGUGGGACUGGGAAAACCUGCAUUGUUCAAAGAUUUAAAACUGGAAAUUUCAUUGACAGCCACGGAAAUACUAUUGGUGUUGACUUUUCUAUGAAAACAAUAUCUGUAGAAGGAAAACAGGUCAAGUUACAAAUUUGGGAUACAGCCGGUCAAGAACGAUUUCGAACGAUUACGCAAAGUUAUUAUCGUUCUGCAAAUGGGGUUAUUAUUGUAUAUGACAUCACAAAACGGGCAUCGUUCGCUAACUUGCAAAAAUGGAUUGACGAAGUGAGGAGAUACACUGCAUCAAAUGUAAUUAUAAUUUUAAUUGGUAAUAAAUGUGAUCUUGAAGAAAAUCGGGAAGUAGAGUUUGAAGAAGCUGAAGCAAUGUGCCAAUAUGUCCCAGAAAUUCUUUUUGUUAUGGAAACCUCUGCAAAAUCAAACAAAAAUGUGGAAGACGCUUUUCUAAGUUUAGCAGUCGAAUUAAAGAGACGCCACGAUUUGAAUAAUAUACAAAAUGAGAACGAAAGUGGCAUAACACUUAGUCAAAGUAAGCCAUUAAAAACAUGCAGUAGUUCUUGCAACUUAACGUAAGGUACAAAUAUAUAAAUCGACUAAUUUUAUAAAAAUCUCAAAAUUUUAUUAAAAAAAUUUCAAAAAUGAAAAUAAUUUUUAGAACAAUUAUCAUAAAGUUUGACUUGAAUAUUAACAAAACUGUUGUUAAAUUAAAUAAUUAAAACUACUUUAGUGAUAUCACUAUUUUUAAAUAAUAUAUGUUUAUUUUGUUCUUAAUUUGAUCUAUUCGACCAGUAGAAUUAAUUACAAUUGAUGAGAGAAUGAUAUUAGGAAUCGUAAAAGUAAAUUUUUUAAUAAAAUGGUUUAUACUGAAAAAAAAAAUGAAAUAAAAACGACUAAACUCAAUGUAACUUAAUAUUAGAUGUAGAUAUAUUUUAAUUAACAAGUUCACUUUUCAUAAAGAUGACUCAAUAAUGUACCAUUUAAAAAAAAAAACAAUAAAAUAUAAAAUGUAAUAUUGAUAAAGAAAAAAUAGAAACUGGUCGAAAAAAUAACUACACAUUUAAAGUGUAAGAAAAAAAUAAUUAUUUCCAUCCGUUAUUGAUAUUAUAACCUAUAAUUUUGUUAAUCUAAAUUUAUAAGAAAGCUUUAAUCCAAAAUAUUGUAAUAUUAUAGUUUGAUUAAUAUUAACAACCAUUUGGAUAAGUUUAAUUUUUGUGUUUUCAAUAAGAGAAAAAAAUCAUCUUUUUAUUAAAAUUAAAGAAACUAUUCAA
Condylostylus longicornis is the source of this 1518-nucleotide messenger RNA. It is a transcript of the gene Rab19, whose product is annotated as ras-related protein Rab-43. Gene Ontology annotation, biological process: protein secretion; regulation of exocytosis. Gene Ontology annotation, molecular function: GTPase activity; GTP binding. NCBI's taxonomy places the organism in Eukaryota, Metazoa, Arthropoda, Insecta, Diptera, Dolichopodidae. Bases 167 to 823 code for a protein of 218 amino acids. The transcript has 5 exons. The record is from RefSeq and is a predicted model, not a curated record.